ACACCCUUGAUCGUUGAAAAAGCGAUGACUUUAGUUGCGGGACAGGGAUCCACACUAAAUCCGAAUGCUCCGCUCUUCAUUCCGGCGGUGUACCGUCAAGUGGAGGAUUUUUCUCCGGAGUGGUGGGAGCUGGUGAAAACUUCGACGUGGUUUCGUGACUUUUGGCUAAGCCAACAUCCAGAGGGGAGUUUUGACGGCGGUGCUAGCGAUGAUGAUGAUGUUGUGGAUUUGUUGCCGGAGAAGUUGGACGUGGGUUUUGAUGAGGAGUUUGCUAAUCUGGAAGCUCAGUUUGAGGAUCUGAUCAUGUGGAAUGAAGAAGAGAAAGAGUGGAAGCAGCAACCUUUGAAUGGGGUUAAAAUGGAUGUGAAAGGUGCGCUCAAGGAGCUGAGCAUACCAAAAUCUGGCAAGGAAAGGAGAGUGAAGUCUCCGGCGAAUCCAGGCAAGUACCAAAUGAAGACAGCCCAUUGCGGGAGCCCAAAGUCUACCCCCCGACGCAUUCACCAACCUCGUUGAAAGACACAAAAAAAAGAUAAAAGAGUGUAGAGUUGGGAUAUGGUUUCAUUUUCACUCUUUGAGCAUAUGUAGCUGCCAUGGCUUGUUUGUAGCUCAUUUGGAUCCAUUUUAGCUACGGCGGCCGUGGUGGUGGUUGGUGGUUUUUAUGGUCAAUGUUUUUGUGUAGUUAGAAAGGAUGAAAGUGUGUAAAUUAGUAAACUACAAUAAGAAUGGUUGAAAUUGGGUUGUCUUUGUCAA
Molecule: messenger RNA, 750 nt
Organism: Manihot esculenta (cassava)
Lineage: Eukaryota; Viridiplantae; Streptophyta; Magnoliopsida; Malpighiales; Euphorbiaceae
Product: protein EARLY RESPONSIVE TO DEHYDRATION 15
Exons: 2
Coding region: 25-513 (162 amino acids)
Source: RefSeq, a predicted model, not a curated record